AUGGGUACAUGCACUGCCAAGCAAGAUGCAGUUGCCUCAAAAAAGCCUGCCCAUAUUAGAGUCCCUGACUUUGAUUACCUGAACCGUUCAAAAAAAUUACUGUGCCACGUGACACCUGAAUCAAUUGAAAAGCAUCAGUUCAAGUCAAAAAUCAAAAUCCGAGCCGAUUCCACAGUCGGCUAUAUUUCUAAUGACAGAAUGAUAGUGGUUGGGGGCAGUGAUAGCUCAGGAAUGUUUACAAAUAAUGCUUGCAUUAUAGAUAGCAAAAGUAAAAAAGCGACCGUAAUUGCUAGGCUUCCGAUUUCUGCCAAAGAAGGGGUAUUAUUGGAGUAUAAUGAAUGGAUUUUUUAUGUUGGAGCGGUCAUACAAGAUGAAGAAUCCUUGAUAGGAGUUUCAGGCGCUUCAGUGAUGAGGUAUAAUGUUAAUGAAAAUUAUUGGGAAAUAUUUUUAGAUGAAGCAAAUAAAGGGCAUGAAGAAAAUCCAAUAUCCAAAGAAUUUAUAAUAAAAAAAAUUAAAUUUUAAAAAAAAUAAUUAUAGGCAUUUUAACAGUAAAUUCAAUAUGAAAAUGUAUAAAUUGAAAGAUUUGCUAUAUCCUGGGUGCUUUAUGAUUAAUUCAAAAAUUUAUUUUGUUGGGGGGCAAAGAAUCAACACAAAAGGAAAGCUGAGGUCUAGCAAAAAAGUGUUCACAUUGGAUUGCAAGUCAUUGAAAGUAAAAAAAGAAGAAAUUAGGUUGCCAAUUAAAGUUGUUAACCCGAUUUGUGCUUCUGGCUCUGGGCAUGCUAUUAUUGCUGGAGGUGAUAACCCAAAAACCCAAAAACAUAGCCUAUAUUGCUAUAUUUAACUACACUGACAUGCACGGGGUGCUUUUGGCUCGAAACUGAGCCAAAAGCACCCCGUGCCAGUCAGUGUAGUAGUUCACUAUAUUAUUUUCCCUCGACCCACGACCAGAAUUCAAACCUAUGGAGGUUAUAGGGUUUUCAUUGACAGAACAUUAUCCAGCUAUUUAUAUACCAGGAAAAGGGCCAAUCUUUAUAAACUACCCAGGAGUAGCAUUUAAAGAAAAACAUACAGCUAAUUGGCAUCAUUUGGAUUUUGCUAAAAUUUCUCCAGAUAUAGAAGACCAAAAUUUUAGCCACCACAAAUAUGAAGUUGAAAAAUUACCAUCUGGUGAAGCUCAUGAAACAGUCAUGAAUUUAUCUGUUGAAAUAGACAUUUUAGCGAAAUUAAAGAAAAAAGAGAAAUUAAAUGAUGAGAAAGCGAAAACGCCAAAAAAUGAAGAAAGUAAAGUCACUAACUUCCAAAAAGAAAAAUAAAAAAUUAUUGAAAAUUCAUUAAUAAUUUUAAUUAUAAUUUUUUUUUUAAAAAUGAGAGUAAGGAACAAAGUGAAAAGGAAGAAAUAGGAAUUAAAAAUAAAUCCUCAAGUAUUAGUAAUUCAAGCUCAUCAGAUAAAGAAGGGAAAGAAUCUAAAGAAAUAUCUAAAGAAAAAACUGUAAUAAAUGCUGAUGCUUCAAAAAGAGAUGCCAAAGAAAUAAAAAUAUCAAGUGAAGGCUCUAGUUCUUCAGACGAAAGUAAUGUAAAGCGGAAAAUAGAAAUCAAACUUAACAAAAAAGUCCCAACAAUUAUACAUUCUCCAAAAGUUGAUAUAAAGACCAAAAGCAAAAAGCAGAUAAGUGAAUCUUCUGAUGAAGAAAAUUUUAGAGUAUCUGCUCCAAAAAUUGAGAAUUCUAAAGUAGAGCCAAAGCUAACGCUAAAGCUUCCAAAGCAAAGAAAGUCUUCUAGCAGUGACUAUUCAUCUGAUAUAGAAACUGGAACGAUAAUAAAAUGGCUACGUGCAGAGUGGCUUUCACAGGCAGCCUUUCAUUCUUCGUGAUAUUAUAUGGAUAGUUUUCCUUAUCCACAAUGCCAAUAUGGAAUUACUGCGCCGGGUUAUUCGGUGGCUCAAGGAAAAAAGGAGACAUAUGAUUUUUGCUACGUGAUACACCUGAGGAGGGCGACCCUUAGGCGGAACACGCGCUGGAGUCAGGCUCAGGCAAGAUUAAACGUGGCCUGAAAAGAAUUCCCAGCCUUUUUGUGGGGUAUUCUGGAAGGUUUGCAAGACAAGAUGGCUGCUGACGUCACCAAUUUUGAAUUUAAAAGGGUGGGUUAUGCAUGCCUACAUCAUCCUGCUGUAGUAAGAAGCACGCUAAAACCUAAAUAACUAUUAGUAGAUAUAGAAACUGGAAAAAGCUGGCUUGAAGCCUAAAAUACAAGCAAAAACUCAUCUUCCUAAAAUUGAAGCCAAAGCUAAUGUCAAAAAGGGAAAAAAUAAAUUUUCCAAUAGCAGUUCAUCUGAAGAGCCUAAAGGAGAAGUUUAUGAGGAAGAUAAAAUCAGCAAAAAAUCCUUGGUUAUCAAUGCCGAAACUCCUAAGGAAGAGCAUAAAAUUGUGCUAAAGCUCCCAAGACAAAGAAAAUCUUCAAGCAGUGACUACUCAUCUGACAUAGAAACUGGCAAGCCUGGCUUGAAACCUAAAAUUCAAUCAAAAACAGCAACUCCAAAAGUUAAUGCCAAAAUCAAAAAUAAAAGAUCUUCAAGUAGCAGCUCAUUAGAAGAAUUAAGAGGAAAAGCAGAAACAGAAAUCCCUGGAAUCAAAGCAAGCAAAACUCCAGUUUUUAAAGCUGAUAUUAAAGCUUCUGAAUCCAAAAAUAAAAAGAAAUCAAGCAGUAGCUCAAGUGAAAAUAGCAGUAGUGAGAGAAAAAUAGGGAUUUCACUAAAAGGGUCAAAAAUGAAAGCUAAUGAAGAAGAGGCUGGAGAAAAAGGAGAAAAUAAAUUGAAUGUGAAAGGAGGAAAAAUCAAAGGAAAAGUAAAACUUUAA
Messenger RNA from Blepharisma stoltei, 2852 nucleotides. Lineage: Eukaryota; Ciliophora; Heterotrichea; Heterotrichida; Blepharismidae. The record is from the annotation of a GenBank genome assembly.